GCAGAGAGGGACGAGAUUCAGGACGUCCUCCAUGAGCAGGAGGGGGGCCAGGGUGGGGUCAGCGAGGCGGGGAUGCGAGACGACGCAGUCGGAGGCCCUGACCUGCCAGGGGAGGAGGUAGUGAUGACGUCGAGAGGGGUUGAGGCAGCGGGUCACGCUGCGAGGGCGUCACAACCUGAUUUGGACCACACGAGGAGGGAGAAGAGGAAAGUGGGGGAGGAGGAUGUCGACGUGCGGGACACGACGAGGGAGAAGAGGGCACGGCAGACGACGAUCGAGGAGAUGUACGAUAAGGAGAAGUUGGCCGAGUUUUCAAACGUGUGGCUGCAGUGGAUCUACGGGAAGGGGUUGCCAUUCAACGCCUUCCGAGGGCCGGAGUUCCAGAGGGUUCCCUGGGCGGUAGAGAGAGUACCCCGCAUAGUUCGGUUCCAGUUUCCCUCGUACAGGGUUACAGCGGGCGCUGGGAUCCCUUCACAGAGGAAGAAGGUAGCGUCGAUGGCGAGCGAGGUGCCCUCCGCUUUCCAGCACACCGGUGCCACCAUCCUCUCCGAUGGAAGGAAGUCGCGUAGCGGCAAGCCGCUCGUGAACUUCCUGGCCGGGGACGUGAACGGCGCCCUGUUGUACGCCACUGUCGCACGUGACGGGUCUGUCCGCGAUACGGUGGAUGUCGUGUAUCGCAGGUGGCGGACCAUCAUCUUGUUCUGUCCUGGAAAGGACGUGAUCGGCUUCUGCACGUACUCCGCCAGUAACUAUACGGCGGUGGCACGCAGAUUCGCCACAGACCCUGACGCGGACAUUAGGAGGAUCACUUGGCUUCCUUGCUCCACCCACGUCCGCAACUUGAUGUUGUCAGAUGUCGGGACGCGAGGGGGGUGGGUCAAGGAGACCAUCAUCCGUGCCCGAGCGUUAGUGCGAUUUAUUAAAUCGCAUGACACUGCUCACACCCUUUUCAGGAGGAUGAGCCAUCGCGUCAUGCUCGUCGAGCCCGUGGAGACCCGGUUUGCAUCGGUUUUCCUGAUGCUGACGUGUCUCAAAGGCCGGCAGGACGCGCUAGAGAGCAUGCUGUACGACGACGCAUGGGCGCACAUCCUGUGGGAGCGCAGGCUUCUCGCCCAGGCGCAGUGGCAGGGUGGUGGCUACGUGUUGCCGUGGGUUAUGGGGACCGGUCGGGAGGGGACGGCGGGAGGCGAGGAGGACGACAAGGGAGACGUGGAGCCCGAGGUGUGGGGAACGCGACCUGCUGGCAGUGUUAACGAGCAGGACAUUGAGCGCCACGUCGUCGCUUUCCAUGCCUGCCGAUCGUCCAGAGGCGACCCCGUUCAGGACGUGUUCGGCAAGAGGGCGACAGAGCUACGACCAUGGCCGGAGUACACUGCAGGGGCUGACGGCACUCCGGACGCUGAUGCGGAUGACGACACUGGCGACGCGACGGCGGAGCGGGUGUAUUUCACUAACGAUGGAGGACUUGACGGCAUGGCUCCACAAACAUCGGUCAACACUGACGAUGUGUCGUCGGGUGGACAGGGCAGUGCCACGGGCAGAGCCGGUGAUCGUCGUGGACGACGUCCGCGUGGCGACGAGGACGUUGAGGAGAACGAGCCACUUCGGGGCCUUCGGCAGACCAGCAGACGUUGGGAGGUCAGGAGCAACAAAGAGCCAGAGAGGGAGGACGAGGAGGAGGCGGUGCCCCGUCAGGAUCGUCGGUACUCUCCCUCUCAUCAUUGGACUACGGGACCACCCCAGUCGGAGAGGCGUUCGGCGAGGUUGGCGUCGGCAGCAGAGAGACAGCGGAUGCAUGAUAGCGAGGACCGUGAGGGGGCGAGGCCUGUGGACAUGCCGGACGUGGAGAGGACCCCGUCUGGCGCCAGUCUCCUCCCGCGCUCGCCAGGAGCGGGAUGCCCGGCUGGACAGACAGGAGGAGGAGUGGCUGCAGACUUUGCCAGGAUGGGAGGGUCGGUUUGCGUAUCUGGAGGAGCAGCGUCGACUGAGGGAGUUGGAGGCAGGGGGGGUGGCGGCGGUGACGCCAGCGACGUGGAUGUCCGUGGGGAGGCUGUUGUGGGAGAGGUCCGAGAGGGUGUUGUCAGAGAGGAUAUCGACGUGGGUGGCGGGGGAGAGGGUGUCCCCGCGGGUGAUGAGGGACAGGGUGUUGCCGUGGCUGGUGGGGGGGAGGGUGGACCCGGUGGAGAUGUUGACGGCGACCAUCUCGACGAGGACGAGGACGGGUCCGACGACCACGAUGGCAGUGGCGACAACGGUGGCGACGACGAUGAGGAGAUGCUCGUUUUGGUCGUGAGGGACCCUACACUACCUCUCCUACGCCCCGACGACUUAGCGCAGGUUAUGCUCGACGUCGACGAUUUGGUGCAAGUCGGUACUCAGGACCCUUUCCCCCAUACGGGCCGCAGGAGCGGCGAGAGGCGCCCCUCUGGAGGGGCGUAUUCACCCCCACCCUACCUCGUGCAGAGCCCUCGAUGGUCGGGCUCGUCGCUCAGCGGCAUCAGAGGGAGGGAGUCCGGGGUGGUUGAGGGGGGGUCGGGCCGCCGCAGUGACGGCGGCGGAUCUGCCGAAUCGAUGCCCCCCCCACCCGCACGGGCCGCGGAGGCGAGCGACGAGGAGACGACGGCCCGUGCGCACAUUGGUGGUUCCCCGCCGCCUGUCCGAGGUGGUGUCGUUGGCGGAUGGGCAGCUCAUUGACGGGUCACGGACCGGUUGAGGGCAGAUUACAACGCCAGGACGGGCACCUUCGCAGGACGUUUGUCACCACGGACUCAGGCUGCGGGCAGCAGCGGCGAGGGUCGUAAAUGUCCCCGAUGCAGCGGGUAUUGUUGUAGCAAUGUUGUAAAUCGUGUCUUUGUCCGAUGCCACACACAUGCAUGUCAUGGUUGCCCCCAUUGUGAAUGUGAUGUGAAUUUCGUAUGCCAAAUACGGAUGAUAUGCUAAUGAAUGUGUUGUUUCACG
Molecule: messenger RNA, 2958 nt
Organism: Chara braunii
Lineage: Eukaryota; Viridiplantae; Streptophyta; Charophyceae; Charales; Characeae
Source: the annotation of a GenBank genome assembly